AUGAGCGCAGACCGCUGGUUCACCUACCUAUUCGACACCUCCCUCCGGAACACCUGCGGGUACAGAGGGCCAACACCAUACUGGGACUGGUCGCUCGACCACGCGGACCUGUUCGGCUCGCCAGUGCUGGAGGACUCACCCAAGUACGGGCUGGGCGGGACGGGGGACUGCGGUUCCUCCUCCGAGGCGGACUGUACCGUCAUCGCUGGCGCUUUUGCUCCCUCUAACGGGAACUUCACGCUCGCCUGGCCGAUCCCGCACCAUCUGCGGAGGAACCUGACGCUCAUCACCGGCUGGUUCCCAAACGAGAAGCCUCAAAACAGCACCCUCGGCCCGGACUUUGUGCGCAACGCGAUAGAGCAGAACACAGGCGACUUCUUUAAGUUUCAGCACGCAAUGGAGCUACUGCACAACCACAUACACAACUUCGUUGGGGGCGACUUAGCGGGAGGCUGCCCUAAGGCCCUGCCGGAGGAGGACUGCAAGGGCAUGGCCAUCACCUUCACGCCCAAUGACCCUCUCUUCUGGCUUCAUCAUGCACAGCUUGACCGCUUGUGGAAUAAGGUGCAUAUGCCCCCCGGAACCCCCAUGCUACCCUCCCGCUUCAUGUGUCUGAUGUGCAACGGAGUACGAAGUUGCUGA
Messenger RNA from Cordyceps fumosorosea ARSEF 2679, 642 nucleotides. RefSeq names its product tyrosinase. Lineage: Eukaryota; Fungi; Ascomycota; Sordariomycetes; Hypocreales; Cordycipitaceae. Bases 1 to 642 code for a protein of 213 amino acids. Gene Ontology annotation, molecular function: oxidoreductase activity. The record is from RefSeq and is a predicted model, not a curated record. The transcript has a single exon.